Molecule: messenger RNA, 1422 nt
Organism: Talaromyces amestolkiae
Lineage: Eukaryota; Fungi; Ascomycota; Eurotiomycetes; Eurotiales; Trichocomaceae
Exons: 4
Coding region: 1-1422 (473 amino acids)
Cellular component (GO): chromatin; nucleolus
Molecular function (GO): macrolide binding; peptidyl-prolyl cis-trans isomerase activity
Source: RefSeq, a predicted model, not a curated record
AUGUCUCAGCCCGUUGGUCUUUACACCGUCCAGGUGCCGCCUGGUGGUAUCAUGGUCCCUGCAUUGCCCCAAGGUGCAAUGGCUAUGUUCCGUGUAAGCAUGGCCGCCAUCGACCCCGAUGCUGAGCCCGAGUAUGAAGAUGAUACCGCUGCCGGCAAGCCUCCCCGUUCCACCCUCAAGAUCGUCCGCGUCCCCUCUGAUAUGGAUAUGGAUGACGAGGAUGAUGAGGACUAUGAAGACAUUGACAGUGAGGACGACUCGGACGACGAAGAGGUCAACGGUGGUCCCAGCGACAAGGCAAAGGCCAAGCAACGCCAGGCCGCCGCUGCGCUUAUGGACCUUGAUGAUGAUGAGGAGGAUGAUGACGAAGAUGACACUGAUCGCGCUGAUUUCAAGGCUGCUCUUUCACAGCUCAUCAAGGGCAAGGGUCCUGCCACUGGCGAUGAGGACGAGGAUGAGGAUGAUGAGGAGGGUCUUGAGCUCGAGGAGAUUGUUGUUUGCACUCUGGACACUGAGAAGACAUACCAACAACCUCUUGACAUUACCAUUGCCGAUGACGAGCGCGUCCUUUUCAAGGUCACCGGUACACACACUGUCUACUUAACUGGUAACUUUGUCAUGCCCGCCGAGGAGCCACACUUCCAUGACGAUGACGAUGAGGACGAGGAUGAUGAAGAUGACUACGACCUUUCACCUGAUGAAGAUGAGUUGGAUGGCAUGGACUACCUCCUCAAUGGAGGUGACGAAAGCGACGACCUUGACGACUUGGAGGACCCCCGCAUUACUGAAGUCGACUCCGAAGAAGAGAAGGCCCCCAAGUUGGUGACCAAGGGCAAGAACAAGCGUGCUGCCGAGGAAGAGGCCGCACUGGAAGAUCUCAUUGCCAAGGAUGCCGCGAAGGCGGACAAGAAGCAGCAGAAGAAGCUGAAGAAGAACAACGGUGACGCUGCUCCUGUUGAGAACAAGAAGGAGGCAAAGGAGACMCCUGCCGCUAAGUCCGACAAGAAGGUUCAGUUCGCUAAGAACUUGGAGCAGGGCCCUACUGGUUCUACUAACCAGAAGCCUGCUGAGAAGUCGACCGGCACGUUGGGUGUGAAGGAGGUGCAGGGUGUCAAGAUUGAUGACAAGAAGCUCGGAAAGGGACCUGCUGCUAAGAACGGAAACACAGUCGCUAUGCGAUACAUUGGAAAGCUCGAGGACGGAAAGGUCUUUGACUCCAAUAAAAAAGGCAAGCCCUUCACCUUCAAGCUUGGCAAGGGCGAGGUCAUCAAGGGCUGGGACAUCGGUAUCGCUGGCAUGACCGCCGGUAGCGAGCGCCGCAUCACCAUUCCCCCUCACCUCGCAUACGGCAAGAAAGCUCUGCCCGGUAUCCCUGCCAACUCGAAGCUCAUCUUCGACGUCAAACUGCUCGAAAUUAAAUAG